This is a messenger RNA of Triticum urartu, 588 nucleotides long. RefSeq lists its product as uncharacterized. Gene Ontology annotation, molecular function: enzyme inhibitor activity. The record is from RefSeq and is a predicted model, not a curated record. Lineage: Eukaryota; Viridiplantae; Streptophyta; Magnoliopsida; Poales; Poaceae.
AUGGCGAGGCUCUUCAACACCGUCUCCUCCUUCGUCUUCUUCGUCGUCGUCCUCCUCCUCCUCAGUGAAGUCUCACUCGCCGCCGCCGCCGCGGACGCCGACGGAGACGGAGACGACGACAACCCCGUGGUCAAGAAGUUGUGCACCGACACGCCCUUCCCGGAGCUCUGCGACUCCAUGAUCACGCGCUACGACCAGAGCAAAGGCGCGAACGAGGAAGGCCUUGUGGGGAUGGCGGCCCUCACCUCCGCCAAGCUCCUUCUUAAUGCGACGGCCACCGCGAGCCCGGCUGUCCAGAGGGACAGCCACCCGGGCCUGAGCAAGGCCGACGAGAUCUGCUUUGAAACCUGCUUCAAGGAGCUGACCAACGCCGCCCAAACACUCGACAAGCUGUGCAUAAGCAAGGUUCAGCUCCCCCAAAUCGACAACUUCAUCAAGUUCAACAAGGAGUCGCAUGUCGAGUGGAAUUGCGAGAGGUGUCGCCAAGGGGAAGCCAAGAACAUAGCCGACGAUGUCUCCAAGGACAACGAGGCCGGGAAGGCCAUGGCUGUCCUGGAGGUGCUCGUCAACAAAGUACUAACCAAAUAA